This is a messenger RNA of Chelonoidis abingdonii (Abingdon island giant tortoise), 2271 nucleotides long. The record is from RefSeq and is a predicted model, not a curated record. NCBI's taxonomy places the organism in Eukaryota, Metazoa, Chordata, Testudines, Testudinidae.
CAGCCUGAAAUUGCUGACCCUGGGGAAGCUCCAUGCAAGUCUGCAAGCUGCAAACCCAUAGCUACUUACAGAGGGGACACCUGGCCUGCCCCCCUGCAGCAUCUUUCUGACCCCUGUGCACUGCUUUGGAGGGGCUGGAGCCCCCGGCUUCCUUUAUUUACCCUCCGUAUACAGGCACAGGGUCCAUCUAGGCUCCGACUUGGAGAGUAACUCUUUCUGCACCAGAUUGAUAGCACAGGCUGAGGAUCUCAGAUACUUCACACACCCUUGCCCAUGAGCACCAAGAUCCCCUGGGCUGAGGGGUCAGAGUUAAGGGGAGGGUAAGCGAGGGGGUAGGGCAGAGUUCAGGCUCAUAGAGCUCCCAGCCUGCGGGGUGUGCUGAGCUGUCUAAUCUCAUCGUCAGACUUGUGCAAGCUCUUUGCUGGCAAGUGGGUGCCCUGGCCUGGCUCGGAGCUGGGCGGGGGGGAAGUGGUUCUGGGCCCAGGGCUCAAAACUGCUCUUUGUUUCUGUAAACGCCCUUUGCUGUCCAUAAUGAGCCGCAUUAGAGAAGGCAGCAAGUGAGCAGCGCUCGCAGGUGCUGGGCGAGGAGUAGCUGGGACAACUGUGCUGCCCUUGCUGCAUGUCUGGGGGCCUAGGGAGCAGUGCACCCACCCAGCUCCCCCCAUCCCUGACUGGUGCUUGCCUGACUGGUGCUUCCACCAAAACUGCCGAGCUGGAAACCCAGCUCGUCUGCUGGGCAAAACCGGCCCUGCCCGGAGCACACGUGGUGAUCUCCCUCCACACAGCUCACCUGUCUGGGGAGCUGUGAAUUAACUGCCUGUCUCCUGGUCGCACCUUCCAGCCAUCACACCUUCCCACUCCAAACCCACCUAGUGGCGUCUCCAGUGAACGUGCCUGUGACUCGGUGUCUCUGCAGAUCCCUCCCCAGAUGGUGCCUCCGAGAUGGAGCCAAUUGUUGGGAGCAGAGAAAUCCCAGAUGCUCCUGGGGCGGCAGGCAUUGGGGGCUGGAGCAUCAGAGAGGAGCAGAGCGACACGCUAGGAUCCCGGGCUGUGAAAGCAGAGAGCGCGUCCGAGAGCCUGGGCUGUGGGGAGCCCCUGGCCCCAGGGAGCGGCCAUGUCAGGGAUGUGCUGCUGAUCUGCACUGAGUGCGGGGAGAGCUUCACGCAUCACGAGGCCCUGAUUGCCCACCAGCGAGACCACACCGGGCAAGGGGCUGGGCCCUUCACCUGCCCCCAGUGCCAGAAGGGCUUCAAGCACAGAGCCAGCCUGCUGGCGCACCAGCGCGUGCACACGGAUCCAAGUCCAUGUCUGGUGGAGAAAGCUCAGCACGACUGUUAUAUUCCUUUAGCUGCAAUAAAAGCUCCUUGUCACUGUCCAGAGUUAGUGCCAAGGACCUCAGCCUGCUUAGCACAAUGGCAAAUGCACCACCGAAAAUCCUUUUAACCCAAGAUACAGAAGCAGGGAAGCUAGUUAAAGCCCUUGAAAUGGGAAGUCUUGAGUCAGGCUUUCAGUAUCAUCCUAUGUUGCCUUUUCCUGGAGCUGGAGUGAGUUUUUGAAGGGAAAAACACCCUGUUUGACAGCCUGUUGCAUGGAUGAGGUGCGAGAGGGAAUCCUUUGGAUCAAUUUCUGUGGGCGAUCAAGACAAGCUUUCGAGCCGUGCCAAGCUCUUCGUCUGGGCUGGAAGAGACUCUCCAAGUGUGCAGUGGAACAUGCAGUGGAACAGAUUGUUUAGCGUAAGGAGUUAACCCAUAUUCGAAGAGACUGCUGAUGUGAAGUGGCCCCUUAAUGCCUUUCCAUGUGUAGGAGAAAAAAGGGGAGUGGUUAGUGGGUGAUGUUGUAAUAAGCCUGAAAUCCACCCCAAACACAAUGGUAACCUCAUCCACUGCAUCCUCCCCAACAAUCAGUUUACAUUGAACAGCAAACACUUUGCCCAGCCCAUGGGAACAGCCCUGGGUACUGGGAAGGCUCCCAGUGUGCCACCCUCUUCACUGGCCACCUUGAGGAAGGCUUUCUGGACAAAUGCAACACAAAACCAGUGAUAUACAGCCAUGAUAUCUUCAUCCUCUGGGCAGACGUCCUAAACACCUUCAUAGAUUGCCAUCCCAGCCCCUACCUGGCCAUUAAACUGUCUCUAGAGUGCUCUCACACCAGCAUCAGCUCUUUGAACACCACGAUCAGCUUUAGCAACAGAACCCUACAAACAACCAUACGGAAGAAACUCACAGAUCACCCACCUUCAUAGAUCCAGUAACCAUCCCAAAUACACCAAGA